ACUUAAAACUUUCAUAAAAGGUUUUUGUCCAGUAUGAACCCACCCUAUGAACCCACAGUGACUUUCCAUCGAGGAGUUUAUAGACCCUGCCUGCCGCUUACUAGCAACUCUUGCGCCACUUUGGUCGAUCGUUUCCUUUACGAUUAAAAUGUCGAAUCGAUCCAGUCAGGGUAGACACCAUGACAACAACAAUAACCAUAACAAGGGUUUCUCCAAAACCCAUAGUCAGAAGAAAUUCGCCCCCAAAACUCAAAAUCCCAAUCCUAACCCCACUCCAACCCUCUCAACCUCCCUCAGACAAACACAAUCAUCUGUCUCUUCCACCAGUAGCAGAGGCCAGAAUGGGAAUUUCGUUAAAUACUUGCCACAAGACGAGGCCGUGGCAGCGGGUCUCGGCGCCGAAGAUGGAGCAUUGGAUCCCCUCGAAUCUCAGAGAGUCGUUGAUCUUUUGAACACACACUUGUCACUCUUGCUCAAGUUCAAACCCAAGGAAUUCUGGACACAAGUGGCUACUGACACCUCCCUGCAUGAGUUUUUGGACAGCUUCUUGCAGUUCAGGAGCAGGUGGUACGAUUUCCCUCAUCGCGGGGUGAGAGGGAUUGUUGCCGGUGUUAUUGUUGGAGAGCUCGAGUUGAGUCGCCGCGUUUUCAUGGUAUUGUAUCGAAUUUCUUCAAAUAAAGACCCCGGUGCUCGACCAGCUGAUGCCCUCAGUUUGAGAGACCAUGAAGUUCUUUUGCAGGAGAAGAAGUUGCUUGAGUUGCCGAAGUUGUUGGAUAUAUGUGCCAUAUACUAUCAUGAAAAUGAAGAACUGACAAGAUCACUGGUUAGAAAUUCUUUGAAUGCUCAGCCUUGGAUCCAUAAUAAUCUGACUGCAGUAAUAUCGCAUUUUCUAGGAAUUGUCAGCAAAAUGCAUGAACGUUGUAGUUCGUCAUUGGAGGUCUUAUUUUCUUCUGGAAAUCUCGAUCACCAUAAUGCUGCUUUUCUUCAAGCUGAUCUGCUGGAGGUAAUGGACUUUAUAAAUGAUGCAAUUGUAUCAAUGGACUCUUUUGUUAGUGCAUACGAACCAGCAGCUGUUUUCUUCUCUUGCCCAGUUGAAAUGAGUUAUGGGAAUGAGGAACUGCUGAGCCUCCUUGCCCGAUUGCAUGAUUCACUUAUUCCAUCAUUGCAAAAGGGAUUCCGUAUGAUUUUUGCUGACAAACAAGAUGGCACAGUAUCUAAUAUCUUAGUAAGUUUGAAGAUGUUAAAAAUUAGAUUGGUAAAGUUUGGUUGGCAACUAUUGCACUUGUGCUAUCUAAGUGAUGAAGUGUUCAGAGAUAGCAUCCCUCUUCUAGCUGCCACAAAGAUGUUUCCUGCCAAUGUAGAGGACCCAGUCAUCAGAGCUGAUAUUCUGGUUCAAACAUUUAGAGAGAUCAAUUCAGUAUCAGUACAUUCUCAGGAAAGCCAUCAGAAGGAAACAUUUCUUCAAGAUGUUGAAAGAAAUUUCAAUAUACUAAGCAGGAUUGAGAGAUUAAAGGAUAGCGGAUGGAUAUUCAUUGAUGAUGAACAGUUUCAAUAUAUAUCUGGGAUGUUGAGUUCUGUUUAUAAGGAGCUGUAUUCUGCCACAACCCCUGCGCCAAACCAAACAUUGCUGAUGGAUGAAAAUGCUGCAAUUACAGAGUCAAACAUCAGUCAGAUUAGGGACCUGUUCCCUGAUUAUGGUAAAGAUUUUUUAGCUGCGUGUCUUGAGGUCUAUGACCAGAAGCCAGAAGAGGUUAUUCAAAGAAUUUUAGAGGGAACCCUUCAUGAAGAUCUGCAGAAGCUGGACACCUCGCUAGAGACAUUGCCUCCAGCCAAGGCUACCACUGUGGGUGGUAAUGAUAAAGGAAAAGGUAAAUUAAUUGAUUCUACGUCAGCAUCCUCAAAUCCAGUUGUUAGGGGGAAACAACAGGCAGAGGGGACAGUGAUGUCAUCCUCUGCUUCACUAGGAAAAUUUGUGAGGAAAUCUAGAGCUAACUUGCCUGAUCGCAGUAUUCUGGAUAAAAAGGAUGAAAAAGAUACAUCAAAAACUGCUGCUAUGAUUUUACAAUAUGAAUAUGAAGAUGAGUAUGACGACUCUUUUGAUGACUUGGGUCUAAGUGUAGCAGACUCUGGAGUAGAAGAAAAUGAGACAUUGAGCGACCAAAUAAACGCAAAGUCAGGGAAUUCGUGGGCAACAGGGGGUAACUCUGUCAAAAAUGCCCCUGAUUCAAAAUGGGGCUCCAGGAAAAGACCGCAGUACUUUGUAAAGGAUGGUAAGAAUUACAGCUACAAAGUGGCUGGUGCAGUAGCAGUGGCAAAUUCUGAUGAAGCUUCGCUAGUAACGCAAGCUCAGAAAGAAUUGAUACAUGGCCUUGGAUGUGGAGGCAACCUUCCUCUUGGCGCGGUAAAGAAAGUGAUGGAUUCCUACAAGGAGGAUGAUAACCAAUCCCAGUCUUCUGAAAUGGAAGGGAGAGGGAUUUCGGGCAAUUCGUUUGGUAGGGGAAGGAAGGAAAGUGGAAAACAAAUUGCAUCUCAUCAGCAGCAGGAGAAACAAUCUGAUGAUUCCGAGGUGGAUGGCAAUAAUCAAAGGGGGAGAGGGAGAGGAAGUGGCAGGGGAAGGGGGGGAGGAGGAGGAAGAAACAAUCAUUACCAGAAGGACCGAGCCAUGAAGAAGCAUUUCUCUGGAAUGAGUGGUUAUUAAGCGCACAAGAGAAUAUUUCUUACAUGCUAAGAUACCAUACUUCAUCUUCUCGGUAACUAUUUGGCUUUUGCCCAAAACCUUAUAUUUUUGCAAGGUUAAGGUUCAAUGAGGUGCAUAGAUAUAGUGCUACAUAGCUCAUACAUAGUGGCAUUAUCGAAAGCACAAUCAGUUCUUGAUACCAACAUCCUCUACAACAGCAAGAAUAGUAUAAUGUCUGUAAAGGUUGAUUUAAACUCCAUCCCGGGAUCACAUUUUGUUUAGAAGGAUUUGGGUGUAUUUUAGCCUACAUUUCCUUUCAAGUAGGGCAUAUGAAUAACUUAUACAGGUACAUAUAGCUUUCAAAUACAAUAAAUGGGUAAUGGUGUUCAUCUGGCAGUACACAAAUUAAUUUCAGUUCAAAUCUCAACAUGAAAACAAUAUAU
Molecule: messenger RNA, 3120 nt
Organism: Glycine soja
Lineage: Eukaryota; Viridiplantae; Streptophyta; Magnoliopsida; Fabales; Fabaceae
Product: activating signal cointegrator 1 complex subunit 2-like
Exons: 9
Coding region: 149-2698 (849 amino acids)
Molecular function (GO): ubiquitin binding
Source: RefSeq, a predicted model, not a curated record